AUGUCAACUCCUCUUUCCUACUUUCGAUCGACCUCUUGGGGUGCUGCCUGGUUGAACCAUCCCGAUCUCAGGAUCGACACUAGCGCAUCCAACCCUUUUCGAGAGACCACCAAACACGACGAUGCAUGGAAGGAUCGCACUUUCUUAUAUCGAGCCUCGCACGACCCAAUGGGGGUUAAAUCCGAAGGAUACAUCGUGAUGCAGAUUGGAGCCGGGGUAUCGGGGAAAGAUGGGGUUGCCCAUGGAGGGUUUCUAGCAACGCUUAUGGACGAAAUUACCGGAGGCCUGAUAGUAUUAUUGGACCUUGAUCGUGGACUUGGGAUACGCACUGCCAGCUUGAACACUACAUAUCAUAAGCUACUCCUUGCGCGGGGUUUUAUCAUGGCGCGCGCGGAAGUUGUCAAGGUUGAACGCCGGAAGGUCAUUUGUUUAGGUUCUGACCAUGGAUGUAGUCUUACUUGUCGAGGAAGACAUAUUCGCUGCGAUGAAACUCGGCCUGUUUGUGGCAAUUGUAGAAAGUCACGACUACAAUGCCAACAACCGGACUUUGUUUCAUCGAAAUGGAGCACUUUCGAUCCUGCUGUCGUCGGAGCGGAGAGACGCACUGAAACACCGCCGAAGCCCAACCGAGACGGUCAAUGCAACAAAAUCAACCCUAACUGUGCACCUAGGUCUCAGAGAGAUGGGGAACAACAAGUACAAGAACCACAGAGAAUGUCCCGCGCUGUUGCAGAUCGUGAAGGAGCGUCUCCUCCCGCAGAGUCUAUGAUAACGCCAGAAAUUGUCCACCUUCUCCGGGUAUACGAGAAAAGCAUCGCGACUUGGAUGGACGUCACGGCAACUGAGCCUCAUUGA
Molecule: messenger RNA, 855 nt
Organism: Aspergillus caelatus
Lineage: Eukaryota; Fungi; Ascomycota; Eurotiomycetes; Eurotiales; Aspergillaceae
Exons: 4
Coding region: 1-855 (284 amino acids)
Biological process (GO): regulation of DNA-templated transcription
Molecular function (GO): DNA-binding transcription factor activity, RNA polymerase II-specific; zinc ion binding
Source: RefSeq, a predicted model, not a curated record